GUCUGCCAUCUUGUUGGGGUUGAAAGCUAGACUAUUGAUUUUGAAAACAGAAGUAGAAAUGUGUUAUUUCUGGGCGCAACAACAAUUCAGAUCGAGAGGAAUUUAAAAAAAUCGCAUUAUUCUGUCCCUAAAGUAGAUCAAACAAGGACACUUGUCAAAAUUUACGGGUUUCCCGUUUGACGUCAUUUUCGGUCAUGCGCAGUGACUGGCCUUUUUACUCACAGAACUCCAGAAUUUCAGGAACUUAUAAACCACUAUGUGUUAUUGAGUGAAAUGUGGUAUUUUUGAGCGAUAUAGGGCAUUUGCCACACCUAUUAAUAAACACAAAAACAUAGGCCUUGCCUAAUGGAACACAUGGUAGGCGAAAAUAGGGCAGGAAAACAAAGGGAAGACUGGAUUCCAUCACCACAGCAGAGUGACCGUCACUCAGUUAUGAUUUGUUACUCAGACUGGAAAUCAAGUAAGUUACUAAAGCUCCAGUCUGACGAAAUGAAGGGAGACAAUUUUCCAGAGCAUGACUACUGCAUCAGGGAAACUAAUGACGUUAACACCUUUCAUCAGUGUAUCAUAUGUGAUGAAAUUUUUCAGCAAUAUGACGACUUAGAAAAACACAACAAGCGUCAUAUUAAAAAAGAGAAAAUUGAUAUGAUUGAGGGGAAUGAAUCUUUUCAAGAACUCAGCGAUUCAGAACACUGUACAUCGAGUCGAUUAUAUGAUAAGGGAAAUGAAUCUAUUCAAGAACUCAGUGACUCAGAACACUGUACAUCGAGUAAAAUAUAUGAUGAAAGAAAUGAAUCUGUAGCUAUCUCUUCGUAUCACUGUAAUAUAUGUGAUAUGAGUUUUCAACAAUACAGUGACAUAGAAAAACAUAAUAAAAUACAUAAAGAAGUAGAACUUGAAACUGGUCCGUGUGGUUCGAACUUUGAAACUAGAAUAACUGGUCCAUGUAGUUCGAACUUUGAAACUAGAAUAACUGGUCCAUGUAGUUCGAACUUUGAAACUAGUGUGACUGGUCCAUGUAGUUCGAACUUUGAAACUGGUGUAACUGGUCCGUGUAGUUCGAACAUUGAAACUGGUCCGUGUAGUUCGAACUUUGAAACUGGUGUGACUGGUCCGUGUAGUUCGAACUUUGAAACUAGUGUAACUGGUUCGUGUAGUUUGAACUUUGAAACUGAUGUAACUGGUCCGUGUAGUUCGAACUUUGAAACUGGUCUGUGUGGUUCGAACUUUGAAACUAGUGUUACUGGUCCGUGUAGUUUGAACUUUGAAACUGGUGUAACUGGUCCGUGUAGUUCAAACUUUGAAACUAGUGUAACAGGUCCAUGUAGUUCGAACUUUGAAACUGGUGUAACUGGUCCGUCUAGUUCGAACUCUGAAAAUAGCGUAACUGGUCCGUCUAGUUCGAACUUUCCCCAUGUUUCAGGUUUCGAGAUCUAUAAUGACCAACCAGUUGAUGACGAGAUGCAAGACGAAAAAUCUAUGUGUGAACUAUGUCAUGGGAGCUAUAUUUCGUGUCCUUGCGACCAUAGCAACCAUCUCUACGCCAACGAAAACUUCAGUUGUUAUGAUCAGGAUACUGACGCAAGGACGUUCAUAUGUACAGUUUGCGGUAAAACUUUUCGUCACAAAAUAAACUUACAGCAACACAUGUAUUAUCAUAUAGAAGGAAAACCACAUAAAUGCAAUGUCUGUAAUAAAUUCUUUAUCAUGUAUAGCCAUUUAUUGGCUCACAUGAAAACGCAUGCUAUAAAAGGAAAACCUUUCAGAUGCGAGGUAUGUUGCAAAUCAUUUCGACGCGUUACUAGUUUGCAGAAGCACAGAAGCAGAAAAAAUGUAUGCAACGAAAAUAAACCUAUGAAAUGUGAUAUUUGUCGAAAAGGAUUUGAUAAUCCGAGUCCGUUUAAUGCACACCUUAGAACUCACACCGGAGUGAAGCCAUACACGUGUGUUAUUUGUAAAAGAUCCUUUAAGGAAAAAAGUAAACUAACUCGACAUUUAAAGGCUUUGGGACCAGUUCACACAAACCCACUUGUAACCAAUAAUCAGAAUGGUGAGAGAGUCACAUCACAGUGUCUUAGUGAGAUUGUGUGAGAGAGAGAGAGUUUAACUGUGUCAUUUCGGGACUAACAUAUGGUUCAAUUUUAUUUCAAUAACUACAUGCACAUAGGGGUCUUUAGCAGUGGGAGGAAGUCGGAGGACUCAGAGAACACCCACGAGGUAGGUUGGACAGGUGACCCUCUUCUUGUCACGUACAACUGGGGAAUCGAAACCACGUCAGUUGACUCAAUGACAGACCGUAUGAUGCAACGCGCACGCGCUAACCAUUCGGACAUCCAACCCCGCUCAGUGCCUCAGUGAAUGAAUGAAAUGGGGUUUAACGUCCUACGUUUCUGCUGCAUCGAAUGGGCUAAUAAAGACGGGCAUACGCCAUACAGUGUGCUAUGAGAGAUAGUUUGCCCGAACAGUGGUGCUACAGUCUAGUCUUCUAUCGAAUUCCAACUGUCAAGGGUUCUUUUACGUGCACUGGCUUCAUUAUACCAGAGGUCCCAGGCUUACUCCCCGUGUUGACUUGAGAGAAAGUUUUUCAGGAUAUGUCAGUCUGGUCUUCCCUGGUCGGAGCCACAAUGGCUCAGUGGGUAGGAUUUUGGCUCGCUAACUUGGAGGUCACAAGUUCAAUCCCUGCCUAUUGCAGGUCUUUCUUUAGGCCUGAAAUGUUAUCUAAAUUGUUAAUUAGACAUUAAUUAACUUAUCCAGACCAUAAUCAACUCUCGAUGCCAUCGCUAGCCUGCUAAUUUACUGGAUUAGAAUCCAGUCUGCUGCUUCUGAUUAAAUAAAAAAAAUGGAUAAUCGGGAUUAUGUUUUUUAUAGUACCGACUUUAAUAAUGAUAUCGAGGCUAGGCCAAAAAUUCAAUCGCUAUAAUCUCAGUUCAGGGUAGAUCAAUUUGAGUGAAAUUUUCAGCAAAUUCCCUUUACAUUAUCUUGUUUUUAAAUUGUUUACUAUUAUAGUGAGAACUACCAGCUCCCAUAAUGUAUCUGGUUCAAUUUUAUUUCAAAACACAAUACAGUUAAACUUGUAAGUAAAUUUAUAGUUUUUAUUACGUACAUGUAUAUGUAAAUAAA
This is a messenger RNA of Patella vulgata (common limpet), 3120 nucleotides long. RefSeq names its product zinc finger protein 227. Bases 346 to 2091 code for a protein of 581 amino acids. NCBI's taxonomy places the organism in Eukaryota, Metazoa, Mollusca, Gastropoda, Patellidae. Gene Ontology annotation, molecular function: DNA-binding transcription factor activity, RNA polymerase II-specific; RNA polymerase II transcription regulatory region sequence-specific DNA binding. The transcript is spliced from 2 exons. Gene Ontology annotation, biological process: regulation of transcription by RNA polymerase II. Gene Ontology annotation, cellular component: nucleus. The record is from RefSeq and is a predicted model, not a curated record.